Messenger RNA from Scophthalmus maximus (turbot), 3543 nucleotides. RefSeq names its product receptor like tyrosine kinase (gene ryk). Gene Ontology annotation, biological process: positive regulation of kinase activity; multicellular organism development; protein phosphorylation. Gene Ontology annotation, cellular component: signaling receptor complex. Gene Ontology annotation, molecular function: protein kinase activity; ATP binding. The coding region runs from base 429 to 2414 and encodes 661 amino acids. The transcript is spliced from 16 exons. The record is from RefSeq and is a predicted model, not a curated record. NCBI's taxonomy places the organism in Eukaryota, Metazoa, Chordata, Actinopteri, Pleuronectiformes, Scophthalmidae.
CCCCUUCCUGCUCCGAGUGAAAACUGAGAUAGUGAGGAAAAAAGGCAACGGGAGGAGAGACCAUGGAGGGAGAGAGCUGGAUGGAUUAGCCGCUCUGCUACUUCGGGGGGGGGAACCUUCUCUCCGUCUCUCACUCGCGCCUCCUCGAAAUCAAAGCGCCUGAAUGCGGCGCGAGCCGGUGGGAACUGUGUGCGUCGGGAAAGCGUCGUAACGUCCAAACGUUCCGCGUCAGCCCGAGCGGAGUUAGCCCGCCGCGGCUAACCUAGCCUUCCCCCCGCUAGCGAGAAAGGGACGAAAACAGGCCGGUGGCGAAGGGGGAGUUCUCGUUGCCACUCAAAAAAAGUAACCCCCCCCCCCCCAAAAAAAAGUGGCGCCGCGGCGUCGACGUGACUCGUAAUGUUGCCUCCCGGGAUUAACUUCAGAUACGGAUGAGAAGGAAGUCGGCGACGGGGGGCGGACGACGACGACGACGAGCGCAACCGCGAGCCGGACAGAGGAGCGCUGCCAUGUCGGGGCGGACUCGCGGCUCCGGCGGCCCGUCCGAAGAGUCCCGAGGGUGGCCGCACUCGGUGCCGUGGAGGCUCGGCGGCUUCUUCUUCCUGCUGCUGCUGGAGGGGGCCGGCUGCCUCGCCAGCCCGAGCAGCAGCAUUUCAGGCGUCAACAACAACAACAACAACAACAACAACCCGAGUGUCAACAUAUACAUGAGUGUGGAGGAGGUGAAGAAGCUUUUGGGCCUAGACGCGGAGCUGUACUAUGUGCGAGAUGACGUGGUGAAUCACUAUGCUCUCUCCUUCACCCUGCCCGUGCCCAGCGAGACCAACAGCCUUCACUUCACAUGGCAUUCCAAGACAAAAGUCGACUACCGGCUUGGCUUCCAAGUGGAGAACCCUGUUGCCAUGAACCAACCAAGAAGCAACAUCUCCAAUCAGGGGGAGGUGCCCCACGUUCCCUCUGUCUUCAGAGUGGACCUCUUCUGCUCCGGCAAGGUGGACGGAGAGGCUGUUGUGACGGUGCAGCUCAAUCUGACCAUUCUUGCCAACAACUACACAAUGCUCAACUUCAAGAGGAGGAAAAUGUGCUAUAAGAGAAUUGAUUCAGACCCAAAGAUUCCUAUUACCCUCAACAAUAACACUCUUCAGCGGCCUGAUUUAGACGGUGUCACCACCCCCACCAGCUCCACUCAGGUGUUCUACAUAAGCGUGAGCGUCUGCUGCAUCGUCAUCUUCCUCGUGGCCAUCAUCCUGGCCAUCCUGCACCUGCACAGCAUGAAGAGGGUGGAAAUGGAGGACAGUGAGAGUGACAGUGGGAGCUCGCAGGGUCUGUCUCAGCCCUCCACCCAGACCACACAGUACCUAAGGGCCGACACUCCGAACAACGCGGCCUCUGUCACCAACAAUCACGCUGGUUCUGCACCCAUACUCCAGCUUGCUGCCUCCUCCUUCCAAAACCCUGGUGCUCCCCCUCAUGAAACCAAAAGCUACCCGUCUCUCCGCAUCGAGAAGAACGACCUGAGGAGUGUUACUCUAAUGGAGGCCAAAGCAAAAGUGAAAGAUAUCGCCAUCUCAAGGGAGAGGGUUACACUACGAGAUGUCUUGCACGAAGGCACGUUUGGCCGCAUCUUCCACGGCGUGCUGCUGGACGAGAAGGACCCGAGUAAGGAAAAGCAGUGCUUUGUGAAGACGGUGAAAGAUCAUGCAUCUGAGGUGCAGGUGACCAUGAUGUUGACAGAGAGUUGCAAACUUCGUGGACUUCAUCAUAGAAAUCUGCUGCCCAUCAGUCACGUGUGCACGGAGGACGGGGAGAAGCCGAUGGUGCUGUUGCCUUUCAUGGCUUGGGGGAAUCUCAAGCUGUUCCUUCGGCAGUGCAAGCUAGCCGAGGCUAACAACCCACAGGCAAUCUCUCAACAGGACUUGGUUUACAUGGCGAUCCAGAUUGCAUGUGGAAUGAGCUACCUGGCUCGCCGGGAGGUCAUCCACAAAGACCUCGCCGCCAGGAACUGCGUCAUUGACGACAACAUGCAGGUGAAGAUUACAGACAAUGCUCUUGCUCGGGACCUAUUCCCCAUGGACUACCACUGUCUAGGGGAUAACGAGAACCGGCCCGUGCGCUGGAUGGCCCUGGAAAGCUUGCUCAACAACGACUUCUCCAGCGCGAGCGAUGUGUGGGCCUUCGGGGUGACCCUGUGGGAACUGAUGACUCUGGGUCAGACCCCCUACGUGGACAUCGACCCCUUUGAGAUGUCGGCGUAUCUGAAGGAUGGGUACAGAAUAGCACAGCCAAUCAACUGUCCAGAUGAACUGUUUGCAGUGAUGGCUUGUUGCUGGGCCCUGGACCCAGAGGAGAGGCCCAAGUUCCAGCAGCUGGUUCAGUGUCUCACAGAGUUCCACGCAGCGUUGGGCGCUUACGUGUGAAAUCAAGCGUCCUUCUUUUUUUUCUCCUCUUCAAGACACCGAGCGACGUUCCAGGCUGGUGGACACUAUUCAUAAGGAAUACGCGUAGGAAAAAUGUGCCUUAUCAGAUGAAAGAGCAGAACCUGCGUCCCAACGAGUGUUGUUUUUGUACAGUCUUUGGAGUUUUUAUAUAGUUGAAUUACCUUUUUUACAGCAUAGCAAAGUAAAAAGGAUUCUUUGUCGAAUGUUGUUUUAUAUGCUUCGAAAAGCGUCUAGGAACGGCGGUUUACGGCGCUCCACCCUCUGCCGAGAGGGAAGAUGGAAAGAUGUCGUCAUCUAUACAGAACAUGCAACACUUAUGGACAUUUUUGUCUUGUUUUGUGCCAAUGGAACACUUUUUUAAAGGAAAAAAAUGUAAAGUUCAUGACAACCUGGUUUUUAAAGACAGUAUUUUCUACACUUUUGUUACUUAGUGAAACGGCGUGAAUGCUAGAUGUGGUUUGGACGAGAUGUGAACCUACAGCAGGAUGAUUUUAGGUAUCAGAGUAGAUUCAAAGGUCGUCGUUUGUGUUUGUAACCUUGUUGUCAAGCUCGGUACGAGAGGCCUCCUCAGACGGUACAGUACUCGCUUUUCUCUGGACGACACUAACGACUCGCGACCGACGAGCCAGCACCGCAGCGCGGGGCUGACGUGUGGACGCCACAGCUUCUACAAUACCAGUGCCACACGGCCACACGUACACAUACCUGAUUUCUAGAGCAAUAUCCAGAGUGAAUUUUGAACACUGUUACAAUUUGAACAUCACCAUAUUCUUCCCCUUUUGUACAUUUUUAUUUCCACUAUCAUCAUCAGCCUCCGAACAAAAACUAAUCCCUAACGUGUCUUUUUUUCUCUCUCUAAGCUUGAUUGUUCUGCGUCAGAACACAGCCCUUCACGGGACUUUUUCGACUGAUUCUUUUUCGAGUAACUAGAAAACUAACGAUCACUGUGAACACACACAACACUGCCAACCAGCCCCGGUCUCGUCUUACUCUCCCACCGUCUGCAUCUCUGCGAUGUGUCUUUAUGGUCACUGCAUGUUGAUUUAAGGUUGUAAACUGCUUCCCGAUUUCGUAUCCAAAAAUUAAAUGGGAUCUUUUAAAUAUACAA